AUGUCCGCCAUCGAAGAGAACCCAGCCGUCGACACGCAGGUAAAGAAACGAAAGAGGACCGGCAAAGAGAGGGAGGAGAGGAAGAAGGCUGCCAUCCUGGCCCAACAGCAGGCUGAAGAAGUAGUGCAGAUGGAGGCCCGGGAAGAUGAUCCCAAGGAGAAGCAGAAGUCCGAAGAAGCGAUACAGCCUGAGACUGUCGCGGAGACUGCUCGGCCCACUGUCGACCUUGACCAGCUCAGCAAGCGAGUCCCCCAAGCACUGAAAUCACUCCACCCUGCCUUCAAGCAGGCUAAGACUUUUGAAACCCGUCGAUUGAUAAAAAAGAUCAAAUUUCUUCGCUCAAAAGAAUCCAAAGACAACAAAGAAGAGAUUGAGAACCUCGAAUCUCAGCUCGCCUUGAUACAUGCCAUUUCCCUUCAUUCCCUCGCUCAAACUCAUCUCCUGUCCAAACUUCGCAAACACCCCCGCCUCAAACAAACACCCCUCCCUUCUUCCAUCACUUCCCAAUUCACCCUUCUUCAAUCAUCAAACGAGGCGGCUGGUUCGACGAGCAAUGCGGCAGUCUUGACCGGGAAAGCGGAGAACAGGCUUACCAGUGCGAAGGGUGUGGCGGAGAAGGUGAAGAGUGUUUUGGCUUGGGUCACUGGCGAGGAGGGAGCAAAGCUUGUUGCGGACAAGAAGGGUGCUGCCAAGAGCAAGCCUGUCAAGAAGAACGCCCAAGCUGCCAGUGACUCUGAGGACGACCAAGGGAUGUUUGACGAGGGCUUGUCGAGGCAGAUUGCCAAUGGCUCUGACGAAGAGUCGGACUCUGAUGACGAGCUCGCCCAGCAGCACCGAGCGGCUGAUGCUGCCGGCUGGGAGUCUGGUUCCGUCUCUGGCGGGGAAGACUCUGACGCCGAGUCAGACGACUCUGAUGCCAUCCCCGUCCGCCCAGCUAAACGCACCAAGGCUUCUUCCCCUCCCGCUAAAGCUCCCAAAGCUCCCAAACCCGCCAAGAAAGAGAAACCUUCCAAGGCGGAUCUUGCUUCUUCCAUGUUUCUUCCGUCCCUCGCUGUUGGGUUUACCAGAGGCGAUGAUGGAGAUUCUGAUCCUGAUCUUGAUGAUGAUCCCAAUGGCGUUGCAGGGAGGGAGCAGCCAGUCAGGAAGAACAGGCGUGGACAGAGGGCAAGACAAGCUAUCUGGGAAAAGAAGUACGGCAAGGGCGCCAAGCAUGUCGUAAAGCAGCGUGAGGAAGAGCAAAUCGAGGAAGAGAAGGCUAGGAAGAGAGCUGCGGACCGGGCAAGGCCCAGAGAUAGUGGAUGGGGCAACAAGGGAGGCGCUUCGGGUUCCGCUGCUCCUGCUCCAGUUUCUGCUGCUCCUCGCGCUGCACCCUCAGCCGCAGCCCCGCAAGCGCAAGCUGGGGGACAGAGUUUGCAUCCUUCUUGGGAAGCGGCCAAGCUCAGAAAGCAAAAGAUGGAAGCUGUCGCAGCUGCCAACCCAUCACAAAAGAUCGUCUUCGAUUAG
This is a messenger RNA of Cryptococcus wingfieldii CBS 7118, 1503 nucleotides long. RefSeq lists its product as hypothetical. The coding region runs from base 1 to 1503 and encodes 500 amino acids. NCBI's taxonomy places the organism in Eukaryota, Fungi, Basidiomycota, Tremellomycetes, Tremellales, Cryptococcaceae. Gene Ontology annotation, biological process: maturation of SSU-rRNA. The transcript has 5 exons. Gene Ontology annotation, cellular component: nucleus; 90S preribosome. The record is from RefSeq and is a predicted model, not a curated record.